This is a messenger RNA of Anopheles moucheti, 2146 nucleotides long. RefSeq lists its product as uncharacterized. The record is from RefSeq and is a predicted model, not a curated record. Gene Ontology annotation, biological process: protein localization to ciliary inversin compartment. The transcript has a single exon. NCBI's taxonomy places the organism in Eukaryota, Metazoa, Arthropoda, Insecta, Diptera, Culicidae. Bases 1 to 1638 code for a protein of 545 amino acids. Gene Ontology annotation, cellular component: ciliary inversin compartment. Gene Ontology annotation, molecular function: protein binding.
AUGAGCGACUCAAAUAUUUGGUGUGCUGUUAAAGAGGGAGAUAUUACGGAGCUGCACAAACUGCUGGACAAUGGAGAGCCGAGCGCCGACAUUGGAAAGCAGAUUGACUGUAAUCGAUGGACCAUAUUACACCAUGCGGUUAACAGUCAGAACCUGGACGUGGUAGAACUGAUCGUCGAACGUUUUAAUCCGGACUUGGCAGCACAAAAUUUCGAUGGUUUAACACCGUUGACGCUUGCCUGCGAACAAUCAGCGGCCGUCGAAAUCAUCAUUUAUCUGUGGCAGUUAGAAAAGAAAACGAACGCGACCGUGGACGCAUACGAAUCGAUUUCACCGCUGCAUUUUGCUGUACUUCAAAAUCGCAUCGAUCUCGCCAGGCAACUGAUUGUGCACGGGGUGAAGAUCAACGAUGUGCUGCUGAGGGACUCUUCAUCCCCGUUGUACAUCGCUGCCAUCGUAACGGGCAAUGAGGUAAUGUUGGAAAGCUUGUUAGAUGCUGUCAAUAUAGAAGUGCCCUUUGUCGCGGACGAAGAUGAUGGGUUCACGAUGUUGGAUGUAUUCGCCUCGCGGGCCGCAUAUGCGACGGAACAGAAAAUUGCUUGUUUCGAAGUUCUCUACCAGCUUGGGCAUUCAUACCCAAACGCCGGAGGUCGCGCUGUGUGGUAUUUUGUAGAUGACAUACUGAAACCGGCUGUGCUGAGUUAUUCCUCCACGUCGUUGAUUGAAUACUUCGUCAAAACCGAGAGCGGGAGGGAAGUACGUGAAGCGAUCCGUUCCUUGUACGAGAGGCUGACAAAGUACUACAAAUUACUACCACUGUUCGUCCUGUGCCAAUGUGGAUCGGUAUCCAACGAAAGGGAGGAAUUGGAUGACAUUCUGCGAGAACCGGUUCUUAAAGAGAUAAUUUCCGAGGUGGGCGGUGAGAUGGAAGAAUUGUUCAGAACCACCAUUCAGUUGGAGGAGGAAAAGAUGGCAACUGAUGCGAAGCAACUGUUGGAAGAUUUCGCAACAUUCGUACAGUCGAUAACUCUGGAAUGCAUUCAAAGUGAAAUACAGUCGAGCGUACAGGUUGCGUUGCUGACCAAACAUCUAAUGAUCGACAAACCGUUGAUGAACAGCAGACAGCAGCUCGUGGCAUACCAGCCAAUCAUCGACUGUAUGAUGAGCAUGUACGGCAACAAAGGGGCGGAUGGCAUCGUGGAGAUUUUACUUAACGAUGAAGAACAGCUAAUGCGGCCGGAUCUAGUAUUUCCACUACUAAAGUACUGUACCACGCUAUUCAUGUAUUCCGACACCCUGCCGAGCGGACCGAAGGGAAAUCGGUUGUUUCAGUGGUUUAUGCAUCUGUUUGGCACAUGGAAAAGGAUUAAGUGCUUCAGCAAGCCACAGCUGCAUGUGUUCACACUCAAGCGCUUGGCACGCGACGUUGUGCGCGACACCGUGUGGAACGGGAUGGAUGUAGCGGUAAAGGCAAGCGAAAGUGCCACAUUCCUCGACCGACUACAAUCGAUUCAUGUUCCAAAUGAACUAAAGGACUACCUUAGGUACAGUGACUUUACUUCCAUGCAGUACUUCCUUUACCAUAUGCAUGACGCUAUAGAUUAUUUGACCGAAUCUAGAAACCUAGGAGGAGUCUGAUUUAGCUAGGUAGGAAAUUGGAACAUGACGAUUUUUUUAAUGUAAUACGAAUAUGAGUAAUAGCUGGUUUUAUUACGUUUCCCACCGUUAUGUUAACCGAAAUGAGAAGUAUAAUUAUUCUAUUAUAUAUAAUAUAAACAAACUUUGUAUAACAAAAACUAUUGUUCGAUCAUACGCUUAAUGACUUUCCAAUUAUUCUUAAAGUAAAACGAAUUGCUGUAUGUUGUGCGCUGUACGACCUUGGUUAUGGGCAACAAAAAAGAAUCUCUUUGGAAUCAUUAAUUGAAAGCGAAACAUGCAUUCUAUUUAAGGAAGGAUGCUUACAAGGUGCAAUGAAAUGUAAUCGACGAGCGUACAUAAAUGGUCAUAAACUCAGAUCGUGACGGUUGCUUUAUUAAGAAUAUUUGAUUAUUUCUAAAUGUCUUCACAUGGCAUUGUUCUUUCAAAUCAAACAAUAAUCGGAAAAAAUAGGUAAUUAGAAAUUACCAUAAAUAAAAAAAAAGAAAAU